Messenger RNA from Exophiala bonariae, 1251 nucleotides. RefSeq lists its product as uncharacterized. Lineage: Eukaryota; Fungi; Ascomycota; Eurotiomycetes; Chaetothyriales; Herpotrichiellaceae. Gene Ontology annotation, cellular component: mitochondrion. The transcript has 2 exons. Gene Ontology annotation, molecular function: L-ornithine transmembrane transporter activity. Gene Ontology annotation, biological process: mitochondrial L-ornithine transmembrane transport. The record is from RefSeq and is a predicted model, not a curated record. Bases 1 to 1251 code for a protein of 416 amino acids.
AUGUCCAUCGACGAUGACCCUACCGACUUUGAUGGCUCUCUAGGAAUCCUACCCGUGGUACCUGCCGACUCUUCUCCUCCCAUUUUCAAAGACCCACGAAGCAAUGCAGCCACCGGUGCUUCUGCAGCAGGUGUUCGUGCUUUCACUGCUCAAGCCGUAGCGUUCUACUUCCGGGCUCCUGCGAAAGCUUUCUUCAGAACUCGUGUCGAUUAUCUGGCCUACGCCAAAUCCAUCUCUAGUCAAGAACUCCAGCGAGGCGGUUUCUCCUGGCGCACGACUACUCCGGGAUUGCUCGUCAAUGCAAUCGGAAGCUAUGGAUGGCGUUUCAUCCCCGAUCAGCUGGCUCCGCCACUGCUAGGCAAUCUCGUAGUCGGAGCUGCUCUGUAUACCUCCUACCUCCAGAUCCUGGCUCGUCUGCACGAGCCGUCGGCACAUGCCACAAAGGCGACCUAUCCUCCUCCUUCGCCAAGAGAUACAUUCAUAGCUGGAUUUGCCGCCGGGACCAUUCAAAGCGUGAUCGCUGCCCCACUAGACGCAUUGCAGGUUCGAUUCGAACGAAGGGGGCAGGCAUACGAGAAUAAAACAAUGUGGCAGUACGGAAGAGGCAAGCUACAUGAGAUCGGGUUGCGUGGAAUAUUUGCAGGAUGGGGAUUGUCAUUCAUGAAAGACAGCUUCGGAUCGGGUAUAUUCUUCUGCACUUUCGAAUACAUCAAGGCGCAGGCUUACUACCGAUACGUGCGGUGGUAUUACGGAAGCUUAGAAGAGCCUGCGGUGGACAAGCUGGCAAAAAAAGCCGGGAUGGCUGCGACAGCUAGCCAGCCCAUAGCGACCAUCAGGCCGCACUAUGCCUUGGAGCCUUCGUUCCUCAUGUUGGCGGGCAUGACCGCGUCAAUCACCCAACAGAUGGUGUUGUAUCCCUUGUCGACUGUCCAGACGUUACAUUUUGAGCGACUUGAGGACUUGGACAAGAAAGCUGUCAGGCUGCAGCAGUCCCAAUCACCAAGUCGAGGUCGCAUGUUGAGGGCGUACUAUCAUGCCUACCAGGACACGUGGAGGCAAUCCCAAGCACAGGCAGCGAAGCAGGGAGGUCUCAAGCGGUGGCUUUACAGAGGGUUCUGGUAUUUCACCAUCCGUCAAGUACCGAGCACCAGUGCAGGUUUGAUUAUAUUUGAAUUGAUACGCAGGAAAUAUGGUAUGACUGGGGAUGAGGUGAAGAUCACGCAGGAUGGAUAUGAUAUCCUCUUGACGUAG